Molecule: messenger RNA, 1621 nt
Organism: Oncorhynchus masou masou (cherry salmon)
Lineage: Eukaryota; Metazoa; Chordata; Actinopteri; Salmoniformes; Salmonidae
Gene: vps36
Product: vacuolar protein sorting 36 homolog
Biological process (GO): protein transport to vacuole involved in ubiquitin-dependent protein catabolic process via the multivesicular body sorting pathway
Cellular component (GO): late endosome membrane; ESCRT II complex
Molecular function (GO): phosphatidylinositol-3-phosphate binding; ubiquitin binding
Source: RefSeq, a predicted model, not a curated record
UUGAGGAAGUAGACACGGAAAUGUCGUCGGGUCUGUGAGAAGUUGGCAAAUAUUUAUUUAUACUUGUAUUUUGUGUUGAUUCAAGUAAAAUGGACAGAUUCACAUGGUCAAAUGGUCUUCUGGAAAUGAAUGAAACAUUGGUGAUUCAACAACGAGGUGUCAAACUUUAUGACGGAGAAGACAAGGCCAAGUUGGAUGUUGGAAUUGCUCUGCUGAGUACGCACCAGUUAAUAUGGAGGGACCUGAAGAAUCAUGAAUGCUGCAUAGCCAUACCCCUUUCUCAGAUCAUCUACUUUGAGGAACAAGCUGCGGGUAUCGGAAAGAGUGCCAAGAUAGUGGUCCACCUGCAUGUCCCGGCCAAUAAGGAGCCAGGACCCUACCAGCAGAGCAAGUUCUCCUACUUCAAACUGUCCUUCAAAGAGCAUGGACAGAUAGAGUUCUUCCGGAGGCUGACCGAGGAGUUGAGCCAGAAGAGAUGGGAGAGUACGCCCAUGUCACAACCCAUCCCUACGGCAACCAACUCACAGACAGGAAGGACGCGAGCGGUGGGGAUCGUCGGCAUCGAGAGGAAGAUAGAGGAGAGGAGGAAAGAGACAGAGAAAAACAUCUCAGAGGCCUUUGAGGACCUCAGUAAGCUGAUGGUGAAGGCGAAGGAGAUGGUGGAGCUGUCCAGGUCCACCGCCAACAAAAUCAAAGACAAGCAGGGAGACAUCACAGAGGAUGAGACUAUCCGGUUCAAAUCCUACCUGCUCAGUAUGGGUAUAGCCAACCCCGUUACCAGGGAGACGCACGGCUCAGGUACCCACUAUCACCUACAGCUGGCCAAGCAGCUGGGAGACAUUCUGCUGGCACCACUAGAGGAGCGUGGUGGGAUGAUGGCUCUGACUGAAGUGUACUGUCUGGUCAACAGAGCUAGGGGAAUGGAGCUGCUGUCUCCAGAGGAUUUGGUGAAUGCCUGUAAGAUGUUUGAGUCGCUGAAGCAACCACUGAGGUUGCGUAUCUUUGACAGUGGUGUGAUGGUGGUUCAGCUGCAGUCCCACAGUGAGGAGGAGAUGAUCUCCUCGGCCCUGGACAACGUAACUGAUAAAGGCUCUCUGACAGCUGAGGAGUUUGCCAAGCUGCUCGGCCUCUCUGUUCUUCUGUCUAAAGAAAGGUUGUUACUAGCAGAGAAGAUGGGUCACCUGUGUAGAGACGACUCCGUGGAAGGACUACGGUUCUACCCCAACCUUUUCAACAGCCAGGCUUUGAUGUAGACGCGUCCAAAUAGUGCUCUAGUCCCAGUAUAGUGCACUGCUAUUGACCAGGGGUCCAUAGGGUUUUAGUGCACUAUAUCGCUUCUACUAAAAACUCUUCUCCACUCAUGUCUGAUCUGAGGACAGCAUGACCGGUUGUGUUCAAAUCAAAUGUGUUCCAUCAAUGACUGGCAAACCAAAACCCACUUCUCAGUUGUACCGGGUAUACUACAAAGCAGGAUCAAUGAGUUAGCCAACUAACUUCCCUAAAUAUUCUGAAAUGCUUUUUUAUUUUAUUUUUUGAGAAAGAUGCAUUUAAAAAAGUACAUGGUCUAAUAACUGUAUUCAGAUAAUAUAACAUCUCUCAGUUUAACUUUCUUAACGAAUCA